AUGACCGUGCGGUACGCGGCGCCCGAGGUGAUCGGCGCCUUCCAGCGGGGCGUGGCCCUGGACCGGGCGGCCUUCCUGCCGGCGGACGUGUACUCGGCGGCGGUGAUGCUGCUGGAGUGCCUCACGCGCGCGGUCCCCUGGCCAAACAUGGACAUGCAGGGGAUUGUAUCCGCCGUACAGGCCGGCUCCCGCCCAAGCACAUCGGCCCUGUCCCCGGACAUGGGGGAUCUUGUGCACGCAAGCUGGCAGACCGAUGCCGGCCAACGGCCGAGUGCGGGUGCCCUGCGCCAGCGGUGCGUCAUGUUCUUCGUGGCAGCGGGCGGCCUUGGCCAGUAG
Messenger RNA from Fonticula alba, 336 nucleotides. RefSeq lists its product as hypothetical. Bases 1 to 336 code for a protein of 111 amino acids. NCBI's taxonomy places the organism in Eukaryota, Rotosphaerida, Fonticulaceae. Gene Ontology annotation, biological process: protein phosphorylation. Gene Ontology annotation, molecular function: ATP binding; protein kinase activity. The transcript has a single exon. The record is from RefSeq and is a predicted model, not a curated record.